Messenger RNA from Varanus komodoensis (Komodo dragon), 5943 nucleotides. It is a transcript of the gene BTBD3, whose product is annotated as BTB domain containing 3. Gene Ontology annotation, cellular component: cytosol. The transcript has 5 exons. Lineage: Eukaryota; Metazoa; Chordata; Lepidosauria; Squamata; Varanidae. The coding region runs from base 245 to 1630 and encodes 461 amino acids. Gene Ontology annotation, biological process: dendrite morphogenesis; cerebral cortex development; neurogenesis. Gene Ontology annotation, molecular function: protein binding. The record is from RefSeq and is a predicted model, not a curated record.
GGCGCGCUCCCGCGGCCGGGCCGAGCCCAGCCGUCCCUUCCCCCUCUGCCCGGGGAGGGGAGCAGCCGCCAGCGGGAGAGGAGGAGGAGGAGGACGGCGCGGCGGCGAGGAGACAGUUAAGAACCGGUCCAAGAAAAGCUCUAAGAAGGUAAACAGUAGCAGCAGUGGUGGCGGUGGCAGCGGCAGCAAGUUACCUCCAGUUUGCUAUGAAAUCAUUACCUUGAAGACUAAGAAGAAGAAGAAGAUGGCUGCUGAUAUUUUCCCCCGAAAGAAGCCAGCCAACAGCAACACGACUGCCAUCCAGCAGUACCACCAGCAAAACAUCAAUAACAACAAUAUUAUUCCAGCUCCAAACUGGCAAGGGCUGUACCCUACCAUCCGAGAAAGAAAUGCAGUGAUGUUCAACAAUGACUUGAUGGCAGAUGUUCAUUUUGUGGUUGGGCCACCAGGUGGGACCCAGCGUUUGCCAGGACACAAAUAUGUCUUAGCAGUUGGAAGCUCUGUAUUCCAUGCAAUGUUUUAUGGAGAGCUUGCUGAAGAUAAGGAUGAAAUCCGUAUUCCAGAUGUGGAACCUGCUGCUUUCCUCGCUAUGUUAAAAUACAUAUACUGCGAUGAGAUUGACUUGGCUGCUGAUACAGUUCUGGCAACUCUCUAUGCUGCCAAGAAGUACAUCGUUCCUCAUCUCGCCCGAGCGUGCGUCAACUUCCUAGAGACGAGCCUCAGCGCAAAAAAUGCUUGCGUGCUGCUCUCCCAGAGCUGCUUAUUCGAGGAACCGGACCUGACUGAGCGCUGCUGGGAAGUGAUUGAUGCCCAGGCAGAGCUGGCUUUGAAAUCGGAAGGGUUCUGUGACAUUGAUUUUCAAACACUUGAAAGCAUUCUCCAAAGGGAGACUCUGAAUGCCAAAGAGAUUGUGGUUUUUGAAGCAGCUCUUAGUUGGGCCGAAGUUGAGUGCCAACGACAAGAAUUGCCUGCCAGCAUUGACAACAAGCGCAAAGUCCUUGGGAAGGCGCUCUAUCUGAUUCGCAUCCCUACGAUGGCGCUUGAUGACUUUGCAAAUGGGGCUGCUCAGUCUGGUAUUCUGACCCUCAAUGAAACAAACGAUAUCUUCCUCUGGUACACAGCUGCCAAAAAACCAGAGCUGCAGUUCGUCAGCAAUGCCCGGAAAGGCCUUGUCCCGCAACGCUGCCAUCGCUUCCAGUCUUGUGCCUACCGCAGCAACCAGUGGCGCUACAGGGGCCGUUGCGACAGCAUCCAGUUCGCCGUUGAUAAAAGAGUUUUCAUUGCCGGCUUUGGCCUCUACGGCUCCAGCUGUGGAUCAGCAGAGUACAGUGCAAAGAUUGAACUCAAGCGGCAAGGGGUUAUCCUAGGGCAGAACUUGAGCAAGUAUUUCUCAGAUGGAUCGAGCAACACUUUCCCAGUGUGGUUCGAGUAUCCAGUGCAGAUCGAGCCAGACACAUUCUAUACGGCCAGCGUGAUUCUGGAUGGCAACGAACUCAGCUAUUUCGGACAAGAAGGGAUGACGGAGGUUCAGUGUGGCAAAGUGACCGUGCAAUUCCAGUGCUCUUCAGACAGUACCAAUGGCACUGGAGUUCAGGGAGGGCAGAUUCCUGAACUCAUCUUUUAUGCGUGAAAGUGAGGACUUCCACCCGAAGGAGAAUGCCAUCUCGUGAUGUAUGGGCCUGGUUCAGAGCUAUUUGAUGCUUAGCUUGUUGUCUGCAGAUGUGUGAUGAGUCCAGGUAAUAUGUUCCUAAGUGCAGUGAACAGUCCAACACUUGCUGUACUUUUAUAGCCUGAUGUGAAAUUCUUCUUGUAUUGGAAGCUUCCAAGGACAUGCAAGCUAGCAAAUUAAGGGUCCGAGUAGUCCAGUCGUACCAUAGAUGGAAUGGCCUUAGUAUAAUGUAAGAAAAGCAAAUCAGUGUUCUCCUUCCAUGCGACAUGUCUUCUUUUCUGUCUCUAGCUUGUUCCUGUUUCCUGCCUGUUGAUUUAUAUUUACAUCUCCUUCAUCUUGGAGGCUUUUCCAAUGGCAAGUUUCUUGGUAGUUUUAGGCCUCUGUCACUUGGAUGCUCACGUCACUUUUACUCAGUGCUGAUUCAGCAGCCAUGCGCCUUUGCCACACAGGCCAGUUCUUAUCUCUGGGGUCUUCUUCCACACGCCACCUUGAUGUUAGCAAGGUGCAGUAAUUGAACCGAUCUGCCUCUUUUAACACGAGGGAUUCGUGAAAGGAAACACCUGAUUUCUAAAGCUGCAGAUAGCACUUAGCUGCCCUAUGAAUACGGGUCUCUCCCAUUUAACUGUGUCGGAGUAAGUACAGCGGAGGGUGAGUGGAUACCUGUAAGGAGCAGAGUGGUUUGGGCACAGCUGAUGAUCCGUGUGCUGCCUGCAAAGUCCCUUCCCAAACACAUCCUGUUAAGCGUGGGAGUGCUAGCCCGGUGUGGCCUUCAUUGCUGGGAAGGAACAGCUGCACCCCCCAGCCCCUCCGACCUAGAGCUCCCACACUCCCCGGCCACUGGGCAUGCGGGCAGGGCUUCUGUGGGGCGGGGUCAGUCGGUUAGUCCAAAACAUCUGGGGGGCACCAGGUUGCCUGUCCUAAAACUAGUGCAUUGAAGUGAAUGGUGUUUACACCAUGGCGGUGCCUCAAGGAUAGCAGCUAUUUUACUUUUUAAAAGAGCAUUUCCUCAUUUCAUCAAGCUUGGCAGCCAUUACAGUGACUGCCUUUUAUGGCACUAAUCCUUUUUCCAUUAAGUUAGACAAUCUGCAGCAACCCCUCCCCCCCCCACACCGCACACAAAUAAUUAAUUUCAUGAGCUGUAUUUUCCCAAAGGUAGUUGAAAACCCUUUAGUAUGGGAUUUCUUUUCCCAACCGAGUAAAAAACAGAAAUGUUUGGAGGAUUAUAUUGCUGUAAAUUGCAAUGGAAUGUAUUGGGUCUGUGGUGACAUUUGGUUUCUCCCUUUAACACAAGCUUGAAUAUUAUUAAUGCUACACAAAUUAAAUUAACUAAUUGGGUAAUUAAAUGGGUGGAAGAAAGUAGGUUACUAAGACUUCUUCAUUUCUAAGGAAGCACCUAGGCUGAAUAUAAUGUAGCUGUACCUAGAAUGUUAAUAUUAACCCUGUUUUGUUGGUUUUGUAGAUGCUCCAGAUCUCUAGGUUUUAAGAAUGUCCCCAAAUACUGUGCAUCUCUGAGAUCAGACAGUAACAUGACUUGGGUAAAUUAUGCUUCAACUACUGCAAAGUACCUAUGACAGCUAUAAGUGGUUGCUCUGCUUUGAGUAGGAUCCAUAGGAUAAAUCUCUAUAACACUUACAGUAACCUAUUUGUAAAUAUGAGUUUAUGGGUAGGCUCUGUUUUUGUGUGUUUAUACUGAAUGUGGUAUCUGCCAGCACUGUGUGAAAAAGGGACAUUUGUGAUGCAAACUUUGCCAGUUUAAUUUAUCUCCGUUCACAUCUGAAAUUCAGGUUUUCAUUGGCCAGAAGCAUUUUUCCCCUUUUAAAAAUUGGGUGUCAGGCUCCCCUUAGAACAAUCUGCAUUCUUGGCAGGAAAGGGCCAUUGGCUGACUGGUGGUAAAACCUUUUGCAAGGAAGCAAACAUAACUGAAGGAUAAGGAGCAAUUUUUUUGUGUUGAUGAAGUAAAGGGCACACUUUGAAAAAGGCAAGCCAUAAUUCAUACAGCUAGGAAGUUGCUUACACUAGUAUUCCAAGGCUGAGUUGUCCCAAUUUUCUGUCCGCGAAGAGAAUUUGAAAUGUCUUUCUCCUACACCAUGCUUUAAGCUGAACACCAAGUAAGCACCAGUGCUUCUUGUUGCACUGUUCAAGGUACUAGUGUACUCCCCUAACACAAAACUUAAUAGAAGAACUAUUAAAAAGAUGCUUCUUUCCAUGCAUGCCACAUUACUGGUUAGUGUGCUGCUUCUGUAAAAAAAACACCUGCUGUAAUCUUGAUUCCUGGCAGUCUUGAAGUGCCAUUAAAUAUCUGCAGUGUCCAAAACAUGAUAAGUAAAUGCAGCUUGACUUGGACAUGGGAAAAUCUCAUCUUUCAACCAUCUGUCCUUAGCCAUGCUGAACAUUAAGAAAAGCAUGGGGCGGGGCAUUCUCCAAGCCCAAAUGUUUCCUUGACAUUUAAAUGAUGUCAGGUUCUAUACUAUAAAUAUUUUGCUCUGUUUUUCAGGUGUGCAGAUCCUCCCAGAAAGUGCAGGCAGUGCUUGCCAGCCAGAUGCAAGGCUGGCAUCUGGGACAGGCAUGGGGGGAUGCCUGCCAAAGGCCCGCCUUUCAGCAGGGGACCACUGACAAGAGGCCCCUGGAAUUGCUUCUCCUCCUUGCCAUUGUGGCUCCCUUGCUCAUGCACCUCUCGCUGUGGUGCAGACAGCAAUGUGUGGUGGGGGGAGCAGAUGCCGCUGCCAAUCCGCUUCUGGGCUCCCUGCCUGUCAAGAAGCAAGAGGUAGUUGUGCUGGGGCAGAGGAUGAGCAGCAGGAGCAAAACUGGGGACCACGGCUGUGAGAAGGUAGGCUCACAAAGUUUGGCGUUCACUUGGGGUGACUUGCCCCAGGGCCUUCCAGAACCCAGAACUGGCACUGAGUGGAUGUAACGGAAUACAGCCGGCUUCAACCCGGAAGCCAAAGAGGAAGUGGGAGACCUGAGCUAAAAUCCCUGCUCAGUCCCAAAGUUUCCUAGAUGUCCUUGGCUCAGCUAGUCUCUCUCAGCCUAUCCUUCUUCAGAUGAUAACCACAGGGAGAAAAAUGGGAAGGCGGGGGCAUUUACACCACCCUGAGCUACUUGGAGGAAGGGCAAGAUCAACAUAUGAGGAAACAGUCUCUAUAUAACACAGGAGCGAAGCCUCUGCAGAUCUUUUUAUUUGGGAUUCCUGGAAGACACAUAAACAUAAUAACACAUAAACACAUAAACAUCCCUGGAAGAACAUAAUGUGUCUUCCAGGAACCGCAAAUAAAAACAUGGCAUUCCCUGCUCCGAGGAAGGAAACAGUGGUGCUUAACCCAUUAUCAGAUGUCUAGAAGUCAGUUGUCUUGCUUGGAUUGCGUGGCAUUUCUGGUGCCCUGCACCUUUUCAGCCUCUAGAUGGCGGGUGCAGACUGCUUCUUUUCCUUAAUGCCCCAUUGAAGUGCAUGGCUGGCCUGAGGUCCCCUAUUCCUCCCUGCAGAAUGGUAUCUGCAUGGAGUGCUUUAUCUUUCCCCUAAACACAAAUUUUUCCACAGAGAAAAAUUACCUGGGUGCAGGUAGGAGCGUGGCUGGGAAGGGAGAUUGAUUCAGCUCUCUGAUGUUGGGUUGCACAGCGCAGCCUCUCUUUCCAGGGGUCAUGGAGAUGCACUGCAUCCUCACUCAUCUCCUCCCCUUGUUGGUUGUAAGGAGGGGCAUUUCGCUCGUUUAAAGCUGAAAACUGCAGUGAAAAUCAUACAGCACUUUAAUGCCAAGCUGUGAAUAAAUAUUUGUCUCACUUUGAGGAGUAGUUCUUGCACCAUAGCGCAAUGCUAAAACACAUGCUUUUGUGGCCGUGCCAUUCAGCACACAAUCACUUUCACUAUAGGAGUGUAAUGCCAGUGAAAAUAAAAGGUUUUACCAGUUGUCAAAAAAGGCUAACACAUACAUGUCUUGGGGUAAUAUAAAAAGUGUGAUAUUAGUUACAUUCAAGAAGAGGAGGGUAGAACAGACAGCUUUGGGAGAGGUAGAAUAUGAUUACUAGAAGCUGAGCCACUUAAGUUGAUCAAGAGGCCUGGAAUUGUGCAUGAUUGGGGGUGGGGGGGCAGAAUAAUAAUGAGAUGAGUUCCUGGUUUGAAAUGUGUUAAAUUUGGCUUUGAAUUGAUAACAUUUUAGCCAGUGUGGUGUCGUGGUUAAGAGCAUGGGACUGGGACUCAGAGGAUCUGGGUUCGAGUCCCUGCUCAGCCAUGCAGCCAACUGCGUGACUCUGGGCCAGUCACAGACUCUCAGCCCAACCUA